Dissoconium aciculare CBS 342.82 is the source of this 2218-nucleotide messenger RNA. Its product is annotated as fatty acid/sphingolipid desaturase. Gene Ontology annotation, molecular function: oxidoreductase activity, acting on paired donors, with oxidation of a pair of donors resulting in the reduction of molecular oxygen to two molecules of water. Gene Ontology annotation, biological process: lipid metabolic process. The record is from RefSeq and is a predicted model, not a curated record. The coding region runs from base 308 to 2011 and encodes 567 amino acids. The transcript has a single exon. Gene Ontology annotation, cellular component: membrane. NCBI's taxonomy places the organism in Eukaryota, Fungi, Ascomycota, Dothideomycetes, Mycosphaerellales, Dissoconiaceae.
ACAGUUUCCUCCAUUUGGCAUUGGCCGCCGUGCGUGAAUUGAGUUUCCAGGCACACACCGCAGCACUACUGCACCGCCAACAGGGUCUUUUUCUGGUCCAAGCUGCAAAAUAUCCAGGGCCCAGCUCAUGUCUUCCGAACAGUGCAAUAGGGUCUCUCGAUACGUCCACAGUUCCUAACGACCCGUGGACUCUUCAAAACGGAAAAUUGGAAUCUUCAUUCGCCUCAAUUGGCAAACCGUGUGCGAAAACAGAUCCUCUGGCUCCAUCGAACCAACUGCAUUGCAUACGAUACUGUCGCCAUCCACCAUGGCUGCCGCGCGGCCCACCGCCAGAUCCAAGGACAUUGUCCUCGAGAGGAGGAAGAUCGAAGCAUUGAUCGCAGAAGGACGAAAGGUUAUCAUAGUCGAAGGCAAGGUCCUCAAAGUCGACGCAUGGCUACCAUAUCACCCUGGUGGUGACAAGGCCAUCCUGCACAUGGUCGGACGAGACGCAACAAAUGAGGUCAAGGCAUUUCACUCGGCUGAGACCCAGCAAAUGAUGCUGCGCUAUCAAAUCGGCAAGGUUGACGGACAAUGGAUUGAUUACCUGCCUCCUAUUCAAGGCGGUAAAUUUCGACAGGAUAAUGGCGAGCCGGCGCAGUCGAACACGCCCGCUGCUGAAAGCGACGACGAGUCCACCCUUACCGAGAGCUCUCAGGAGUCAUCUCCCCUUUUCGAGCCCGCACAUGGUUCGACAAUGAGAAGACGAUUUGGAAGCAGUAGUGCCCUCAGCGAGUCUUCAUCAACAUCUGUGGAAAGCCUGGCCCUCGAUGGGAGUGAAGAGAAAGUAAUACCGAAAUCGGCAGCGGAUGAACGGACACAAAGGGAGUUGCAGCAUGAUCUCGAGACGUUCCCGAAGCUCGACUCGGCCACACAAGGAAGAAUUAUCCAGCUCUACCAGCAGCUCGACCAGCGUCUCCGUGACGAAGGACUUUACGAUUGCAAUUACAAGGCGUACGCUCGGGAAAUCGCUCGGUACACCGCUCUUGCUAUUGUUUCACUUUUCUGCCUCCGUCAGGGAUGGUAUGUGGCAUCAGCAACAUUUCUCGGAGCGCUGUGGCACCAGCUUGUCUUUACUGUCCAUGAUGCAGGCCACAUGGGCAUCACUCACGACUUCCAAACUGACAGCCUCAUUGGAAUCUUCGUCGCCAACUGGAUCGGUGGGCUGAGCUGCUGUUGGUGGAAGCGCAAUCACAACGUGCAUCACAUCGUGACCAACAGCGCCGAGCACGACCCGGACAUCCAACACAUGCCGUUUUUCGCAAUCACCCACCGCUUCUUCGAUGGCUUAACCAGCAGCUACUACGACCGCGUCAUGACCUUUGACGCUGUGGCCAAAGUCACCCUCAAGUAUCAACACUACCUCUACUACCCCAUCCUCGCCCUCGGCCGCUUCAACCUCUACGCGCUCAGCUGGCAAUACAUCCUCCUCGGCCAGGGCCCACGCAAAGGCCCGGCCGCCUGGCACCGCUGGCUCGAGCUCGCCGGGCAAAUCUUCUUCUGGUACUGGUUCGGCUACCUCGUGGUAUACAAAUCCAUCCCAACGAACGGGGAGCGCUUCGCCUUUGUCAUGAUCAGCCACGCCGUGACCAUGCUCGUGCACGUGCAAAUCACAUUAUCCCACUUCGCCAUGAGCACGGCCGACUUGGGCGUGAAGGAGUCCUUCCCACAGCGCAUGCUGCGCACCACCAUGGACGUCCAGUGCCCCGAAUGGUUGGAUUUCUUCCACGGCGGCCUGCAGUUCCAGGCCGUCCAUCACCUCUUCCCCCGCAUGCCCCGGCAUAAUUUGCGCGCGGCGCAAAAGCAUGUCAUGCAGUUUUGCGACGAGGUCGGGAUUCCGUAUACCGUAUAUGGAUUCGUCGAGGGGAAUGGGAAGGUCAUCGGGCGGUUGAGUGAGAUUGCUCAGCAGGCGCGGAUUUUGGCCGAGUGUCAGCGGAGUAUGACGGUCCAGGAUGUUUUUGAGAGUCACUGAUUUCUUGUGGUUGGGAAUACUUGUUUGAGAAUUUGCUCGAGCAGCCUGUCAGUUUCGGCGCUGCAUUGUGAUAUGAGAUAUGGAACAUUUUCUAAAACCAAAACUUCAGAGCAGAUUGAACAGUUGCACGACCAGGACUAAUGAUCCUUUUAGUCUUCUAUCGUUUUGAUGAGAGGAUGGACCUGGUUUUAAUUACACCAACUCACU